AUGGAUGAUGAUCGAAUCUUACAUUACCUGCCGCCAGGAUGGACGGAGGAGAUGUAUCAGAACCAGACUGAUGCCGCCCUUGAAGCCCUUUCAGAACAGGAACUACAAAACCUGAUGGACCGCCAGGCAGCCGAAGCCAAGCUCAUCAGUGCGGAAAACAUGGCCCGCAGAAAUGAGAGACGCAUCGAGCGCGGGGCUCCCCCAAUACAACUCCCGUCGCCAGCAGCCGAUCUCGAAAAUUUGAAAACGCUAGUCUCGCUGGUCGAGGAGGAAGACUGGCCUGAUUUCGGGUUUUUGGUGUUCCGCACGUAUUAUUCCGAUGAGCCACUCUGGGAGAAGUUCCUGGCCCAAUACGGCGAUAUCCUCGAUGAGGGGAUAGACGCCGCCCCGGCAGAAUCCGGGAUUGAGCGGAUUCGCGACCGGGCUUUUCUCAAGUUUGUAUCGGAUGAAGCAAUGGCAGGGGAGACGCCCGCAAGGGUGGCGUAUGCCUAUCGCCUGUCCGCGGAGGAGAUGGACGACGAUGCUGAGGAGGACAGACUUGAGCCUGGUCUCCACACACGGAUGUGCCUCAUGGUCGACGAGGAGUGUAUGCGUUCCGUUGUGGAUGAGAACCGAGCGGUUGACGUCACCGUGGGAGAGCAGCGAUUGUCGUACUCGGGGACGUUCAAGGUGGCUAUCGCUUCGCUGAUCACCAAGUUCUACCCCGCGCUGCUUGACUGUGAGGACACCACCUCGGAUCUUGCGCCCCCAACGGAGGAUGCAAUUUGGGGGGCGUGA
Messenger RNA from Aspergillus novofumigatus IBT 16806, 777 nucleotides. RefSeq lists its product as uncharacterized. Bases 1 to 777 code for a protein of 258 amino acids. The record is from RefSeq and is a predicted model, not a curated record. The transcript has 3 exons. NCBI's taxonomy places the organism in Eukaryota, Fungi, Ascomycota, Eurotiomycetes, Eurotiales, Aspergillaceae.